This is a messenger RNA of Populus euphratica (Euphrates poplar), 1629 nucleotides long. RefSeq names its product alcohol dehydrogenase [NADP(+)]-like. The coding region runs from base 578 to 1624 and encodes 348 amino acids. Gene Ontology annotation, molecular function: oxidoreductase activity. The record is from RefSeq and is a predicted model, not a curated record. NCBI's taxonomy places the organism in Eukaryota, Viridiplantae, Streptophyta, Magnoliopsida, Malpighiales, Salicaceae. The transcript has 2 exons.
GCAUUCCUGCUGAAGCAUAUUGAUUUCACGGCACAGCUAGUAUGUGGAUGUUUUUUUUUUUAAAAAAAAAGUUGGUGGGUUUUGGUGCAGUUGGUUUUCUUUGGUGCUCUUUCUUGGCGCCGUUAUUGACCACCACGACCAGACCUGGGACAUUUUGCUAACUAUUAAACAAAGGCAUUUAUCCAUCCGAGUCUUUAUUUACUUGUAUUGUUUUAGUCUUUGCGACUUCUUCGUGUUGGAAUUGCUAUGUUCUUUAUUGAAUUUCCUCCUCUUAACUGGUAAAUUGACAAACUCAAGGUGGGUUUUGUUUAGUCAACUAUUUUUUUCGAUUGAGAAUGAUUUGCUGUUCUUCUUGCUUGGAUGAUUUUGAUUCCAUUCCAUUUCAACUGGGUUUUUCUUUUUUUGUAUUAGUUGAUCCAUGGGUUCUUGUUUGACUCUCCAUAUCCAUUCCUAAGAUUUUGGUUCUACAAUCUCUCCAGUUCCUACUUGUUAUAUUGUUGGAUUUGGAUUGAGUUGUUGCAUCCUUCAAGUUUUUUUGGGUUGUAGACUCUUUGUUGGUUGAAACAAGAUUGAAAAAAUGCAAGGGAAAACUGGGGUAGUAGGAAGUCACUUUGUGCUGAACACAGGAGCCAAAAUCCCUGCCAUUGGACUUGGAACAUGGCAGAGUGGUGGUGACCUCUGCGUUGAAGCUGUGAGAACUGCCCUGUCUGUUGGUUACCGUCAUAUAGACUGUGCACAUCUUUAUGGGAACGAGAUUGAAGUUGGGGAAGCACUGGGCGAAGCAUUCAAUGUUUCACUGAAAAGGGAGGAUGUUUUCUUGACUUCUAAGCUCUACUGUACUAUGAAUUCCCUUAAUAAAAUUGAAAAUUAUGUGAGGGUUUCUCUUAAGAAUCUUGGAGUGUCGUAUUUGGAUCUUUAUUUGAUGCAUUGGCCUGAUAGCUCGGCUUUUGGGGACGCAACUGAUCCUCCUUCGAAGUCGGGGAGUGAGUAUAGGCAGUUUUUGAAUCGGUUGAAGCAAGCAUGGAAAGCCAUGGAAGCUCUUGGUGACUUGGGUCUUGUGAGAGCUAUCGGUGUCAGCAAUUUCAGUGUCCAGCAGAUCAAAGAGUUGCUGAAAUUUGCGAAAGUGGUGCCUGCUGUCAAUCAGGUUGAGUUGCAUCCUUUUUGGAGGCAAGAAGAACUGGUUAAGUUCUGUCAAUUGAAGGGUAUUCAUGUAUCUGCUCACACACCAUUAGGGGUUCCCACAUGGAGCCCUGGACCAUCUGAUAGCGGAUCAGGGGAAGAUGAACCUGGCACUCCUCGCAUAUCAUUCAGGAGGUCAAGAUCAGUACAUGGGCCCAUGCUGAAAUUGUGUGUUGUCUCAGAGAUAGCAGGAAGACACGAGAAGACACCUGAACAGGUAACGUUUUACUCUGUUUUCCACCCUUCUCUUAUAUCUGUCAUGCUGAUUCCUUUAAUCCUACAUGUUAUGUUGACGUUUUUUGUUGAUACAAUGCUUGCCUCAAAUAGCUGUAGCCACCUGUAUACAUUAUUUUCUUUUGCCCCAGAAUCUGAGAAUAUGAAGGUUUUCUCAGAAAUGAAUGGAAGGUAUUGUAGAUUAGACUUUUUGAAACCAACUUCAAAUUGAUUUAA